Molecule: messenger RNA, 3460 nt
Organism: Haplochromis burtoni (Burton's mouthbrooder)
Lineage: Eukaryota; Metazoa; Chordata; Actinopteri; Cichliformes; Cichlidae
Gene: arfip1
Product: ADP-ribosylation factor interacting protein 1 (arfaptin 1)
Biological process (GO): regulation of Arp2/3 complex-mediated actin nucleation; intracellular protein transport
Cellular component (GO): trans-Golgi network membrane
Molecular function (GO): protein domain specific binding; phospholipid binding
Source: RefSeq, a predicted model, not a curated record
AGCUUGAAGACACUGUCAACUUUAAGUGCUUUCAUUGGAAGUUUUUCCUUAGCUGCCUGUCGGCUUGUUAGCUACUUAACGCUAGCUAACUACACGUCAACAGCUGCGAUAGAUUCACGUUAAGUCAAAUUAGUGGGCAGCUCAGGGCUAACGGACUAGCGGGUAAAGCUAGGGGACGGUUUGGUUGAUGCAUACUUAUCACUUUUAUUAUGUUGCAAUCUCAAUAAAUGAAAUGAAUUAGCUGCAUUAUAUAUUUGGUCUGGCAAGUAUUUUUUUUAAUCACUUUUGAACAGCCUUGCAGCAAGUCACGUGACUGCACUUCAACAGGUAUGUCUGAAGUUAGUCUUGAGGCAGAGUCGGGGAAGACCUCAUCCGAGGAGCCUCAGAUGGAUUGUGAGGAGGAUGGCAAAGCAGAGGAGAGUUUGAGCAAGGAGUUAAAGCAGGAGAGCGUAGACAGCAGCAGUGUCAGGGAGGAAGAUGUGAUGUACGACAUUGACAUUAACAGUGAUGAAGAGAAUGCAGAAAGCAGUAACAGGAAGGGACAGAAGCCGCAUGAUGAGGGCAUUCAGAGCGAGACUUUGGCGUCUGGUCGUGUAGCCGAUAGGGGACACGAGACGAAACGCAGCGUUGAAACGGCUGAAACACCACAGGAAAGCGGAGAUACUCACACUGAAACAAAGGAGAGCACAAUGGCCGAGGAGUCCCACAGAAGCACAGCGGCGGAGAUCCCCGUCACCAGCAAUGGAGAACUAGAGCAGAGCCCCGAGUCUGUAUUCAGCAGGGACUCUUAUCCCAGUGGCCCAGGGGCCAUAAACCUUUCAGAGACUUGUGUCACAUCAAGCAACUUUGCCUCAACCACGGAGGGCAUCAUUGAAUCAGGACCAUACAAAGGGUCAGCAAGCCUGCCCACAUCUCCCGUGUCACCUGUAGCUCCCAGCUCGGCUGUUGCCAGCCGCCUGGCGCGCUCUUCCAGCGAUAGUCAGGCUGAGAAAGGCUCGAUGACAGCACAGCCAAAGAGCGGAGCGGUGGUGCUUUCAGAAGACUUAAAAAAUCCAGCGAUGGAAAAACUGGACUUAGUGAGGAAGUGGAGCAUCAACACAUAUAAAUGUACCAGGCAGAUCCUGUCAGAAAAGCUGGGCCGAGGCUCGCGGACCGUGGACCUGGAGCUAGAGGCCCAAAUCGAAGUCCUCCGUGACAACAAGAGAAAGUACCAGCAUGUGAUCAAGCUGGCUCAGAUGCUGGCCAGUCAGCUCUCCCAGAUCAUGCAGACACAGAGGCAGCUGGGAGAUGCCUUCGCCGACCUCAGCCUCAAGACACCGGAACUCCACGGUUGAGUAUGAUGCAUACCGUACAGAUCUGGAGGAGCUGAAUCUGGGGCCGCGUGACGCCAACACCGUGCCGAAGAUCGAGGUGUCUCAGCAGCAGUUCCAGACCCACCGCGAGAAAUACGAGAGGAUGCGAAACGACGUCUCCGUUAAGCUGAAGUUCCUGGAGGAGAACAAGGUGAAAGUUCUGCAUAAUCAGCUCAUCCUGUUCCACAAUGCCAUCGCUGCAUACUAUGCUGGAAAUCAACAGCAGCUGGAACAGACACUCAAGCAGUUCCACAUCAAGUUGAAAAUGCCAGGCGAGGACAGUCCAUCUUGGCUGGAAGAGCACUAAUCAUUCCUUUUCGGCUCCAUUUGACAGGACAUGUCAAAUUUACAGAGAAACUACAGGAGCUUUCUUCCCUCUUUAAUGCUAUUCUCGCUGCUUUUCGAACUUUGAGAACUGUAAAUGAAAAUAAUGCAAAAACGGAAAAAAAAACCUCCCACAUUCCAUUUGUCUUUGUUAAAUCGUUUUCCUUCUUCUUGGUUAUUUCACAUCAUUGAAACACGCACUUUUGCACUGUUUGACAGAUGUGUCAAACAGAUGUUGCUGCAGUAAACGCGUUUGGAAACUCUACAUGGCCUUUUGUAUUCCAGCGUAUGAUUGUUGUAUCCCAGCACAGUGGACAUGUUGGCUUUGUAAAGUGGGGCAGCUAUGGGAUCAAAACAACUGCCGUUUUACUCACAUUCUUUAUACUGCUCUUAUCAGACGAUGAAUGCUUUGCAAAAGAUAAGCAGGAAGCUUCUUUUUUUUUUUUUUUUUUUUUUUUUUUUUUAAAUGCAAAUCCUUUAAUGAAUUGAUCAAUUUUACCCACAAACUCUGAUUAAAGUGGUAGUUUGAUAUUUUGGGAAUUUGCUUUCUUGCCGAGGCUCAUGUAAGAUCUGCUCUGUCCUCUCAGUUUAAAGCCAGCAGCCGGUUAGCUUAGGAUAAAAACUAGACACGAGGGUAGCUUUACUCUUUCCACCGGUUAGAAAGGAACCUGCCUCCUAAUACCUCUAAAGUUCAUGAAUACAAAAAGCCAAAGUGUAUGAAAUCAAGGUGUGCUUGUGCAGAGGUAAAACCAGGCAGCCAUGUUUCUGAUUGUGAAUUUUAUGCUAAGCUACUGUAACUGACUUCUUCCUCUGGAUGAGCUAGAUGGCUGUCCAUCCCCACAUUUGUGCAAAAACCAAAGUUUUCCCAAAUGUUUAAAACACUCCGUGCAAAGAGAUGGCAGUUCAGAUGACCUUUACACAAUCCCUCUGUUUUUAGGACUUCUGGGGGUUUUAUUGUUGUUGUUUUGUCUACAUUCAGGGCUCGCAGUUGAAUGGGUAAAAGUGUUGAUAAAAUGAAGGAUCAGCCUUAUGUCAAUAGAUGUGCCUUGAUUUCUUGAAUUGGUUCUCCUCAAAUCCAUGCUGUCUGGUCUCCUUGUUAAAAGCAGGUGCGCUCGCUACCAGUGUUCAGAGAAUGGAGCAAACGAGCACCUUCCACCCUCGGAGAUGGAUCCUGUACAAUUUUACACGUUUAAACGCAGCACAAAUAAAAGGAAAACUCCAGUACCUUAGUGAAGACGUGCUGUUCUCAAACAUACUUAUCCAUAUUGCACACGUGCACAUUUCUGAAAUUGAGAUCAAAAACUUGUUAGAAGUGUGUGACAUGUACGUUUUAAACCAAAAUGCAAUUAACUUGAGAGAUAUUGUCUUUUGUAAAUUUAAACACCAGCAUUCUUUUGCAUAGGCUGCGUACGGUUUCCUUCGAUGGGCUGUGCGAAAGUAUGAUUAUUCCAAAGGGGACGCUCUGUCUGCUAGUGUGGUCCUCACUUUGUGGAUUUGUACUUCUCCUGUGGCUCGCUAUAGCAGUGUGAGAGCGUGAAUCUUGUACAACAAUCUGUUCCUUAAAAUAGAUGGCUAUAUAUUUUUAAUCUCUAUUUGAUUUUUAGUAUGACAAAAAUGCUGCCCUUUGGCGUUGUUUUCCUAAAGACCUGCAUAAUGGUGUGCUACUGUGGUAGCACCGUGUCACAGUGGGCAUCUACCUUUGUAAUAAUGAAACAUUAACAAAUGUUGAGUUAAAAGGAUUCUGAAUGUUGUGUAACCUUUUUGGGGGGGAAAUAAAACAUUUU